AUGUCGCGGAUUACGCUAGGCUCGAGCGAUCUGCUGGAGUAUAAUCCUGAUUACGGCGUUUUGAUCUGCCGAGAGUGCGAGUACGCCAUCCAGAAGAGUGCAGUACAAAGCCAUCUGUUACGACACAAGAUCUACCGUGCCGAACGCCAGACUCUGCUCUCAGAAAUCGCUCGUUUCGAGCUUCGCGAACCCGACGAUGUGGACUUACCGGAUCCAACCACUCGUCCGAUCGCCGCGCUGCCCAUUCUUGAUGGGUACUUUUGCCUGCACGACGGCUGCCGCAAUCUAUGUGCGAGCGUGAAGCGCAUGAGGCGACACUGGGCAGAUGUUCACGGCGGAGCAGAAAACUUUGGCUCGAUGGCACGAGAAAUCAAGAUGCAGACAUUUUUCCGAGGAACGAAGAUCCGCUACUUCGAAGUGUCUCCAGAGUUGACAGAGCAAAUGCUCGAUCAAGAAGAAGCGACCGAGGAAGAGGACCCUGUCGGUUUGAGCGAGGAACAACUCAGCGACUCUCCAGAAAGUGACAACGAGCAAGCGAGCAAUAUUGAGGGAACGGGGGCACCCAAGGAGAACCUGAUGUCCAGAAUGUUGUUGGGUCCCGAGUACACUCCAGGCACAACUCCGAUCGGCUUUGACUUUGAGCCGAUAAAAUCGUUUCACCGCUUCACUUCCGUGUUACAUCUCACCCUUCCUAGUCCAGGCAUUGAUGCAAUGGACGGCUAUUGGCGAACAACAGUUCUCCCCUUGGCGCUAUCAAGGCACUGGAUGAUGUCGGGGCUGCUGGCCAUAGCAGAGUAUCACACGGUCGCUUUCGCUGAUGAUCAAGCAGAGAUCAAGACGCACGAGCUUGAGCUCAGCCAGCGCGUUACUUCGUUCAACUCUUACCCUUUCCAACUGAAGAACCUCCUUACCAAUCUUCGAAGCUUCUCGCUUAUUGAGCGUAACGGUAAUGUCAACACUCCGGAAGAGGUCUUUGCCCGCGCCGGUCAGAUAUUCAGGCGCAGGAGCCAGUCUGGAGCUUCAGAAGAGAACGAAGGUACGAUUGCGCUGCUUAAACGCCUGGAUGAGCUGCCUUCUCGAAUGUCCGAAGUCUUUGGUAGACCAAACGAUAUUAAAGAUGUAAUGGCAACGCUUGCAGCCAUUGCGACUUUGGUGGAGCACUAUAGCGCCACUUUUACACCCGACACCAAUCUGCCUUCGCCGAAUUCUGUAUGGCACAGUAUGGUGCAGUGGCCAAGCAAAGUACCAGAGAACUUCCACUUCAUGGUCUCACGACACAAACCAGCGGCUCUCGUUGUGGUCGCACAUUGGGUUUCGGCGCUGGUUUUCCGUGCAGAGAAGUGCGGUUACUGGUUCCUUCGUGGUCUAGCACGCAAACUGCAUGCCGAAAUCGCUGGACGUCUACGCGACACGGAGGGUGCGCUUGGCUUGAUCGAAGGGCUUUCUUACGGAAUGUCCGAAAAUACCACCAUGACUGGCUAG
Molecule: messenger RNA, 1482 nt
Organism: Paraphaeosphaeria sporulosa
Lineage: Eukaryota; Fungi; Ascomycota; Dothideomycetes; Pleosporales; Didymosphaeriaceae
Exons: 6
Coding region: 1-1482 (493 amino acids)
Biological process (GO): regulation of transcription by RNA polymerase II
Molecular function (GO): DNA-binding transcription factor activity, RNA polymerase II-specific
Source: RefSeq, a predicted model, not a curated record